Cygnus atratus (black swan) is the source of this 1391-nucleotide messenger RNA. It is a transcript of the gene TSPAN8, whose product is annotated as tetraspanin 8. The coding region runs from base 399 to 1154 and encodes 251 amino acids. The transcript is spliced from 10 exons. Gene Ontology annotation, cellular component: membrane. Lineage: Eukaryota; Metazoa; Chordata; Aves; Anseriformes; Anatidae. The record is from RefSeq and is a predicted model, not a curated record.
AUUGGCUGGAGUGCAAAGGAACAUAGUCAUCAUGAAAAAAAGAGGUUAUGCUGUUAGUGACUACGAGCACUAACCACUUAAAAGUGAAAGGCAGAGCUCUAAUAGGUGAGAAACCGGUUCCUACUGUGCCACUUACAGCAGCCCAGUUCACUCAUAUAGAGCUUUGGAAACCAAGGAGCUCCAGAUCCUGCUCUGGGCAGCAACUUGCUUAUCCUCACAGCAGCUCAGAGUGCAGUAAUAGGAGGAGAAGAGUGGGGAGAAGAAAGCAACACUGUUUGGUACUGAAGGAGCACAGAGGACUGCUUUCCAGGCAGUGUUCCCUGAUUAGAAAUGCUGUCAAGACUGAUGACGUGCAGCACCGUUUCACUUGGCGUGGGUGAGCAACGCAUUGUGAAGGAAUGGAAAGGAACUUUGCAUCUCAGGGCAGCAGCUUCUUGAAAAUGGCGGGUGUAAGCAGCUGCAUGAAGUACUCCAUGUUUGUCUUCAACUUCUUAUUUUGGGUGUGUGGUUCAGUUAUUUUGGGAGUCUCUAUAUGGAUACGUGUUAGCAAAGAUGCUCAGGAGGAGUUGGGCAUAGACAACAGCCUGUUUGCAGGGGUUGAUCUGCUGAUAGCUGUGGGCUCCAUCAUUAUGGUCCUAGGGUUUCUGGGGUGCUGUGGUGCCAUCAAGGAAAGCCGGUGCAUGCUGCUCUUGUUUUUUAUUGGACUGCUGCUGAUCUUGAUCCUUCAGGUCACAGGAGGUAUUUUAGGAGCAGUAUACAGAUCUCAGAUUGAAACAUCCCUUAACACAACUUUAAUGGACAGUGUUAAUUUAUUGCAAAGCAAUACAGAAAAAGCAAAACAAUUUCAGGACACCUUCCAGAAGUUUCAGACAGAGAACAAGUGCUGUGGUUUGGUGAAUGGGCUUGCAGACUGGGGAAGCAAUGUUGGUACAGCUAUUAGUAGCUGUCAGUGUGAACCAAAGGACGAAGAAGCAAACCUCUGCAUCCGUUCUAACAACAGAUAUAUUUAUAAAAUGGUUUGUAAAGAAGCAAUCAUCAAAUACCUUCAAGACCAUAUGCUCAUAAUUAUGGGGAUUGCAUUUGGACUGGCAGUUAUUGAGAUUCUUGGUUUGGGGUUUUCUAUGAGCCUCUACUGCCAGAUCCAGAGAAAAUGAAACUGUGGAAGUGUCAGAACAAUGUCAACGGCCAAAUCAAAACCUUUGUAGAUAGAUGGAUAUUUGGUUUGGCACCUUCAGAUAAAUAUACGCAUGUCCCAGGCAGCUGUUCUGAUGAAAACAGCACCUCCUGUGCACACAGAUACUUCACAAUUUGCAAAAUGACCUCCUUAUACUUUGUAGGAUUUAAUGAUGUGAAUGUGAAUUUUAUUUGCAAUAAACGUCUUUGUUUGUGUU